AUGUGCUUGGUCCUGGCAAGCUUUGGCCUUGCUGGGGGCAUUGCUACCUGGGAGGCGGACUCGACCUUUGUCUGCAGUGAACGCAUCCUCUUGCUUAGUGGCGAAUACCACCCUUUCUGCCUGCUGCUCCUGCGCCUUUGGACCGACAACUUCCAGGAGAUCAAGGUAAUGGGAUUCAAUGCGGUCUCCUUCUACACGUACUGGCCUUUGCACGAGGGAAACCCUGGCGGUUUUACCACUGAGGGGGUGUUUGCCCUUGGGGAGUGGUUCAAGGCUGCCAAAGAGGCCGACAUCUACCUGAUUGCCCGACCGGGUCCGUAUAUCAACUCCAAGUCCUCCGACCCGGGCUUUCCGGGCUGGAUGCCGCGUGUCCGGGGCGAUAGCAGUACUCUCCGCACGACGUCGGAGAGCUUCUUGUAUGCAACGGAAAACUACACGAAGCAUGUGUCCAAGAUCAUUGUCGAUGCCCAAAUCACCAACUGUGGGUCGGUGAUCCUCAUCCAAGCCGCGAACGAGUAUUCCGUCUUGUCUAGUCACCAGAACGGGCCUGUGACUGAGUACAUGGAACAAACACUUUGGGAGAGCUGUCUCGUUAGCCCGUAUAUGCUCGCCGGAGGCACUAACUGGGGCAACAAAGGUGCGCCUUAUGUAGUCACCACCUUCGACCGAGAAGCAUGUUCUUCAAUGAAGUUGCAAGACCAGUUCUUCAAGGCCACCCCGGCUUUUCUGGCCUCGAAAUCCUUGCCAACAAGUACGGCCUACACCAAUGACUUUAGCCUAAUAGUCACCCCACUGACGAAUCCUGACGACGACAUCGGUCUGUACGUCUUGCUUCACAUCGCCUAUGAAAGUUGGGCAAGGACACACUGCAAGCUGAAGGUGCUAUUGAGCCACGGCAACCUCGUUAUUCCCAGACUAAGCGAGGGCGCACUGACUCUAGACGGCCGCGACUUCAAGAUACACACCGUUGAUUACGACGCCUGGGGCCAGAAAUUGUUGUACUCUUCGGCGGAGGUUCUCACAUGGAUGAAAUACGGCCGUGGUAGGAAAGUCCUCGCUCUCUACGGAGGCCCCAAUAAGCAGCACGAGGUUGCCAUAGUCACCAACUCCCGUGUGGAGGUAUUGGAAGGCCCCAAAAUCACGAUCAGACGUGAGCGUGGCUUGACUACUUUCAAUUGGUUUACCUCGCCAGAGCGAACGGUCCUCAGAAUUGAGCGGGGUUCCUAUGGCACCACUGAAAGCAACCCAGAUGCCGUCAUCGUCAAGGCAGGCUACCUUGUACGGAGCACCAAGGUUUCUGGCAAGAACCUAAGUCUUUCGGCCAACUUCAACAAAACCACCUCCGUGGAAGUUAUUGAGACCCCCACUUCAGUGUCCAAGGUCGAGAUAGGUCAACGCGUCUCGUGUCUUGUAUAUCAAGGCCACUUCAUUGCUAUUGAGAAAUACACCGCACUGGAGCUUGGGACCAUGGGCGGCAACUCCUAUGGCCACUCCGCCUGCCUUGGCGGAACAUACGUUGGAUCUUGGCAUGAUGAGGCUAUUACCGAGACCACCAAGCUUUCACACACCAUUCCUAAGCUUAAGGUGGGCAGGGAGUAUGUCUCGACCGUGGUUGUUGAUAAGAACGGCCAGAAUAUGAACCACGACGUAGGCCACGACAGCAUGAAGAGUCCUUGCGGCACGACCUACUACUCCCUCAGUGACACCGAGGACAGGAAACACGGCCCUCUUAAUGGGAGAGGAAGUUAUGUGGAGCGGCAAGGCCGGCAUCUGCCAAAGCCGCCACCCCGAGACUGGGCAACCGGUAGCCCGGUGGAGGACAGGGUAGAAGCUGGCAUUCGCCUGUACACGAGGCAGUUCUCACUCGACCUCCCUCAAGUAUGGGUUAUUCCUUUGGACAUCGCUUUUGAUCGAGUCAAGGGCGUGGACUUCCGAGUGCAGCUUUUCGUCAACGGCUUGCAGUUGAGCAAGCUUAUCGGCCGCUUGGGAGGUCAGACGUCUUUCUCCAUCCCCGAGGGCAUUCUCAAACACAGGGGCGACAACACAGUCACCAUCACGUACUGGUCUCAGGAGGGGUCCAAGGGACCCACGGACAUAAUGGGCAUUAGCCGGCGUGCAAGUCCUCGGUACGCCGAAAGGUUGAUGUUGUUGAUUCCCCCUAGUGCCUAUUGA
Messenger RNA from Fusarium vanettenii 77-13-4, 2172 nucleotides. RefSeq lists its product as uncharacterized. The transcript is spliced from 6 exons. NCBI's taxonomy places the organism in Eukaryota, Fungi, Ascomycota, Sordariomycetes, Hypocreales, Nectriaceae. The record is from RefSeq and is a predicted model, not a curated record. Gene Ontology annotation, molecular function: beta-galactosidase activity. Gene Ontology annotation, cellular component: vacuole. Gene Ontology annotation, biological process: carbohydrate metabolic process. Bases 1 to 2172 code for a protein of 723 amino acids.